AUGGCAAACGGAGAAAUUCGAAGUGAUAUAGACAUUAAAGCCGUAUUCUACUCUCUAAAAACUAGAAAAUUAUAUAAAGAUGUAUACCAGAAGGGUGGUCAGAACUUUAUAGGAAUCGUCAGUCCUUACAUGAAAACGAACAUUGAAGCAAUCGUAGACAAGGCACAUGGUUUGGUACCUUCCAUCGACGUCAUGAACUUAAUUUCACAAAAUGCCACGUGCAUUCCCCGCCUUCUUUCUUCUCCCAAGAGUAAUACGAUCGGAGGAUUACAAAAUUGCAAUCUAUAUGUUUCAAGAAGAGACUUGGCUUGGCUGGAAAGUUACAGAGGUUCUGGUUUUUCAUUGCAAAGAUACCGCAGAGGAGCAGUUGACAUUUUUGAACGCAAAAACUUCAUAAGUGGCAAGAUUGUUAGUAAAAUGCACUCGCUUGUAGCAACAGAUCGCGUCGUGAACCUUGUGAGAGAAGACUCUACAUUCUGGGAAACUGCCGCAAAUAGAUAUCAGAAUCAUUGUAACUGGACGUACUGGACCACGGAAGCAUAA
Molecule: messenger RNA, 543 nt
Organism: Paraglomus occultum
Lineage: Eukaryota; Fungi; Glomeromycota; Glomeromycetes; Paraglomerales; Paraglomeraceae
Source: the annotation of a GenBank genome assembly